Blepharisma stoltei is the source of this 858-nucleotide messenger RNA. Lineage: Eukaryota; Ciliophora; Heterotrichea; Heterotrichida; Blepharismidae. The record is from the annotation of a GenBank genome assembly.
AUGGAAAGUGAAUUUGUAAAUGAAGAAAGGAGAAGGCGAGCAAUUGGGAAAGUUCCCAUACAGCUUCGAUCAUUUUUUGAAGAGUGCUUAUUUGAACCUCUUCCAAAGCCUGAAUUUGGAGAUUGGCUUUACCACAAUCAAGAAAAAGGGCAAACUUUUGAAGACUUCAAAAAAGUAUCGAGAAAGCCUAUCAGCAGCAAAAAUAAAAUUUAUGUUCAAACGCUUGAUUCUAUACCAAGAGAAAUGACUGAUUAUCUCAAAAGCUACUGUGAAGCAUUCUUUAUAGGAGCAAGAGUGGUCUUUUUGCCAAUGAAACCUUUAGCAGAAAUGAAAAUUAAAUCAAGAUAUAAUGAUGGAACUCUACAAUAUAAUGCUAUUCAUAUAAUCAAUAAACUUGUACUCCCAAAAGAUGCUCACUGUAUUAUAGGGAUUACAAAUAUAGAUAUUUAUCACAAAGAAUCGUGAAACUAUGUUUUUGGGCUUGCAUCUGGAAGAGUCGGAGUAUUUUCUUUUGCUAGAUUCUAUGAUGAGGAAUCACCAAAUGAUCAAGCCAGCGAAUUUCUUUGAUACAGAGCUGGCCGGACUAUGACUCAUGAAAUUUUCCAUAUGUUUGGAGUUAAGCAUUGCAUUUUCUAUAAAUGCAUUAUGAAUGGCUCAAAUAGUUUAGAAGAAUCAGCAAAAAAGCCUGGAAGUCUUUGCCCUGUUUGCUUACAAAAACUUAAAUAUUCGUUAGAUUUUGAUAUUCUUGAGCGAUAUCGAAGGCUAGAGGCCAUAACCAAUAGACCAAGCCAAUGCUUUCAAAGAGACAAUAGAUUUUAUCAAUUGAAUAUUGAUCGUUUGCAGCAAGAGUGAAUUUAA